Molecule: messenger RNA, 426 nt
Organism: Lathyrus oleraceus (garden pea)
Lineage: Eukaryota; Viridiplantae; Streptophyta; Magnoliopsida; Fabales; Fabaceae
Exons: 1
Coding region: 1-426 (141 amino acids)
Biological process (GO): DNA integration
Molecular function (GO): nucleic acid binding
Source: RefSeq, a predicted model, not a curated record
AUGCAAGAAUUUGCUAUGGAAAUGGGUUUCAAAUUAUUAACUUCUACGCCAUAUUAUGCUCAGGCUAAUGGUCAGGUUGAAGCAGCGAAUAAGGUGGUAAUUAAUUUGAUUAAGAAACAUGUGGGGAAGAGGUCCAAAAAUUGGCACAAGACUUUAGAUCAGGUUUUAUGGGUGUGUCAAACCUCCCCCAAGGAAGCCACUAAUUCGACCCCAUUUCGACUGACUUUUAGUCAUGAUGCAGUUUUACCAGUUGAGAUUUACCUACAAUCAACAAGAAUUCAGAGGCAUCAUAAAAUUCCAUCAGAAUCAUAUUGGAACAUGAUGCUUGGUGAGCUAGUUGAUCUAGAUGAGGAGAGACUCAAUGUCUUGGAAUUAUUGAAAAGGCAGAAGAAGGGAGUAGAUAAAUCUUACAAUAAAAAGGUUUAA